Molecule: messenger RNA, 960 nt
Organism: Mesoplodon densirostris (Blainville's beaked whale)
Lineage: Eukaryota; Metazoa; Chordata; Mammalia; Artiodactyla; Ziphiidae
Gene: GPR171
Product: G protein-coupled receptor 171
Exons: 1
Coding region: 1-960 (319 amino acids)
Biological process (GO): G protein-coupled receptor signaling pathway
Cellular component (GO): membrane
Molecular function (GO): G protein-coupled purinergic nucleotide receptor activity
Source: RefSeq, a predicted model, not a curated record
AUGACCAACAGUUCUACCUUCUGCCCAGUUUACAGAGACCUGGAGCCAUUCACAUAUUUUUUUUAUUUAGUUUUCAUUGUUGGAAUUAUUGGAAGUUGUUUUGCAGCCUGGGCUUUCAUACAGAAAAACACAAAUCACAGGUGUGUAAGCAUAUACUUAAUUAACUUGCUUACAGCCGAUUUCCUGCUUACUCUGGCAUUACCAGUAAAAAUCGUUGUCGACUUGGGCGUGGCGCCCUGGAAGCUGAGGAUAUUCCACUGCCAAGUAACAGCCUGCCUCAUCUACAUUAAUAUGUACUUAUCAAUUAUCUUCCUAGCAUUUGUUAGCAUUGAUCGCUGUCUUCAGCUGACACACAGCUGCAAGAUUUAUCGAAUACAAGAACCUGGAUUUGCCAAAAUGAUAUCGACUGUUGUAUGGUUAAUGGUCCUUCUUAUAAUGGUGCCAAACAUGAUAAUUCCCAUCAAAGACAUGAAGGAAAAGCCCAACGUGGGUUGCGUGGAAUUCAAAAAGGAGUUUGGAAGAAACUGGCAUUUGCUGACAAAUUUCAUAUGUAUAGCAAUAUUCUUAAAUUUCUCAGCCAUCAUCUUAAUAUCUAACUGCCUUGUAAUUCGACAACUCUACAGAAACAAAGAUAAUGAAAAUUAUCCAAAUGUGAAAAGAGCUCUCAUCAGUAUACUUUUGGUGACUACAGGCUACAUCAUAUGUUUUGUUCCUUAUCACAUUGUCCGAAUCCCAUACACCCUCAGCCAGACAGAGGUCAUAUCUGACUGCUCCACCAGGAUUUCACUUUUCAAAGCCAAAGAGGCCACACUACUGCUGGCUGUGUCCAACCUGUGUUUUGAUCCGAUCCUGUACUAUCAUCUCUCAAAAGCUUUCCGCUUAAAGGUCACGGAGACGUUUGCUUCACGUAAGGAGACCAAGGCUCAGAAAGAAAAAUCAAGUUGUGAAAACAAUGCAUAA